CACCUUCGCUAUCAUUCCGCCCAAUCAAGCUGUCUGUCCGUCUCUGUCUCUGUCUCCUUGCAAUGAUUAUCCUUCAAUUAUUAUUAAAAUAAAGAAAGGGAAGGCGGAGAAGGAAGACAGCACAGGUGCACACCAAGUUUUGUUGGUUUGGUUGUGGUGUGCAGCAAGCAAGCUAGCCAGCCAGUAUUAUUACUCUCUUUCUCGCUAACUCUCUCUCUCUCUCCUCCCACGCAUUCGGAGUUCCCACACACCUUGAGCUGAAUUGAGAGAUACAUAUUGCAGCAGCAAUAAGCAUUGCGAGAGGGAGGGGCUGCAGGGUAGGGUAGAGGUGAAUUGAAGAACAGAGAGAGAGAGAGAGAGGAUCGAUCGGUGUUGCCAAGGGGGCAGAGAGAGAGAGAGAGAGAGAGAGAUCCCUGGGGCUCGGGGGGCACCGCAGCCUAAAGCUAGCCUAAGCCUAUCUAUAAUGGUGAUGGGGAGUAGUACCAGCACCAGUGCGAUCCCCCCAACGGAAACGGCAGCGCGCAUCAAGGACAGGAAGAUGCCGGUCGGAAUUGCGUGGAACGUCUGCGCUGCUGAACUCAAACCCCUCCUCAUCCUUCUCCUCCUCAUCUGCUCCCUCGCAACUCUCCUCCAAUUCCUCCCUCCCCGCUUCUUUCUCUCCCCUUCCGACAUCCGCCGCUGCCUCUCCCCUGCCGCCGCCGCCGCCGCCGCCUCUCAUCCCACAGACCACCAUAGCAACUACCAUCAUAAUUAUAGUUAUCCCAACAACCCGGCCUCGGCCCACCCCCAUUCUAGCAGCAACAGCAACAGCAACAGAAUCAGAGAUCACUUGCUAUCAAAGGAUGGCAUCCUGAAGCGAGCUUUCAGGCCUUACGGCUCUGCCGCCUACAACUUCAUUAUGAUGUCAGCAUACAGGGGCGGUCCCCAUACCUUCGCCGUCGUCGGUCUGUCCUCCAAGCCCCUGCAUCUCUACGGCAAGCCUACCUACCAAUGCGUGUGGGUACCGCCGCACCACAACCACAAUCACAACCGCGGCCCUCUCAGCUCCCUCUCCGUUCCUGGGCAAAGGAUCCUCCCAGAUUGGGGCUAUGGCCGUGUCUACACGGUCGUUGUCAUCAACUGCACUUUCCCUACCCCCGCCGGCGCUGAUGGAAAGGGUGGUCAGCUUCUUGUGCAGGCGGCCACCAACGGAGGCGGUGACCGCACCGUCAACAUAACCGACACUAUUCUGGCCAUGGACGAAACCCCCCAAGAUUUUGCCCGUUUCCUUGCGCAGUUCAAUUCGCGGCCCAUGUAUGACUACCUUUACUGUGGUUCGCCUCUGUACGGGAAUUUGAGUCCCCAGAGAGUCAGGGAGUGGCUGGCAUACCAUGUGAGACUGUUCGGCGCGCGGUCCCACUUUGUAAUGCACGACGCCGGUGGCGUGCGCGACGGAGGGCUAAUGCAAGUGCUGAGGCCGUGGAUGGAUAAGGGGUUCGUGACGUUACAGGACGUAAGGGACCAGGAAAGGUUCGAUGGUUACUACCACAACCAGUUCCUGAUUGUGAAUGAUUGUUUGCACCGAUAUAGAUUUGCGGCCAGGUGGAUGUUCUUUUUCGAUGUGGACGAGUUCAUAUAUAUUCCCAAGAAGAACACCAUCAAGUCCGUCGUGGAUUCCCUCUCCGAUUUCACUCAAUUCACCAUUGAGCAGAUACCCAUGUCCAACAAGCUCUGCCUCUCUCAGGAUGCUCCCACGGCUUUUCGGAAAUGGGGAUUCGAGAAGCUGGUGUACAGAGAUGUGAAGAGGGGCAUCAGGAGGGACCGGAAGUACGCAGUGCAGCCGCGGGGCGUGUUUGCAAGUGGGGUGCACAUAUCGCAGAACUUUGUGGGGAAGUCCACACACAGGACGGGGGCGCGCAUCAGAUACUUCCACUACCACGGCACCAUUGCGGAGCGGCGGGAGCCAUGCCGGCAGUUCCUGGACAACGCCACGGAGAUCACGGUGGACGGAGUUCCUUAUGUCAUGGACACCACCAUGCGUGAUGCCGCCGGACCUGUCAAGAGCUUUGAACUUAAAAUGAUUGGCUCCGCUCCGCCCCACGGGAGCUAGGAGUAACCUGCAUGUAUUUAUUUGCACACUGACAGUGAUAACGGAUUUGUAGCAGCUAGGAACACAUUUUGUUGGUUGGUU
This is a messenger RNA of Andrographis paniculata, 2170 nucleotides long. Its product is annotated as galactan beta-1,4-galactosyltransferase GALS3. Lineage: Eukaryota; Viridiplantae; Streptophyta; Magnoliopsida; Lamiales; Acanthaceae. The record is from RefSeq and is a predicted model, not a curated record. Bases 464 to 2089 code for a protein of 541 amino acids. The transcript is spliced from 2 exons.